AUGCUGGCCUUAUUGAAGCUUGCUACGCCUAUACAAUGUGAUAGACUAUCGCCCUUUCAGCUAACGAAUGGAACUAGAAUUUUUGGUCAAGCCACGGGAAUCUGGUUUCGAUUUGAGGGUUCUCCCAUUGCGCUUAUGGAAGUAGCCACGAACGAUUCAUCUUCGAAGUACUCGAGGCAGUCGGCAAUACCGUUGGGAUUCUUGUCGUUACUGGGAUCAUAUAAGAAACAUUUCAUAAUAGUAUGCAAAUGGAGGCGGCGGGGAGAAGCGUUGCAAGUUCGAGCGAGCGCAGAAACUGUAACAAAUAUCCUCAAGAGUAUUGAACUAUGCGCUUUCUAUAUGAGACUCAGGGCUUCCAAUAGGGCGUACUACGGUCCGUACAAAGUGAACCGUAAUGGCCACGUGCUUAGUACAACAGUACCCAGCUACAAUACGUACCCCUACCUCUCAUCCUCACUGCUGUACGAACGUACACAAAAUUACCUAAUCAUUUUAGAGAAGGAAAGAAAAGAAGUUGACUUGGAGAUUUUGGUCUUUUAUCACCUUGGACGCCAUCGCGCAUUUGCUCAGCUUCGAGGUGAUGCUAGGUCAAUGUACACAGCCCUUAAGGUGCGUGCCUACACUGUUGUAUGGAUUGGCGACUGUGAUGAAAAGAUCGAGUUGAGAACCCUUCACAAAAGCAAGGGCUCGAACUGGAGGGGUGGCCGAUUUGAGUCUCAAGGUCUGAAAAGGGUCUACCCUAAUUUUUAUAUUCAUCCAGAGGACCCUAUUGGCCAAGUCAAAGGGUUCUCUGCCCAGAGCCUGCAGUGUCCAGGAUAUAGUUGGAGUGAUUUAACUACACCCGUGGCUUGCGGCUUCGGGAGCCGCGUGUCGGAGUGUGGGGUUUGA
This is a messenger RNA of Lindgomyces ingoldianus, 888 nucleotides long. RefSeq lists its product as uncharacterized. The record is from RefSeq and is a predicted model, not a curated record. Bases 1 to 888 code for a protein of 295 amino acids. NCBI's taxonomy places the organism in Eukaryota, Fungi, Ascomycota, Dothideomycetes, Pleosporales, Lindgomycetaceae. The transcript has 11 exons.